AUGGAAGAAGUGUGUGAGGAUGACCUCUGCUGGCUGAAGCUGGAUGAUUUCAGGAUGCUCCUCAUUAAAAAUGUUGAUGCAUCGAGAAUCACCCCAUACCUCCGACAGUGUCAGGUAAGCAGUCAUCCUCUUAAUCCUCAGUCACUGCUCCUCCAGCUUCACUUUGUCUUGUUAUUCACCAAGUUACCUUCACCUCCAGCUGAAGUCCUUUUUCUCAUGAGCUCCUAACAUUUUCAAGACAAAUUUAAGACAUUCAGGUGCAGAUAUUUUUCAAGAGUUACUUUUCACUCAUGCACCUCCCAACAGAAGAUGAUCUGUGUCAAAAGCGUGAUGACCUUCGACUCAACCCUCAACUGGUGAUCAUAUGUUUCACCAUGUGAAAUAACUGCUCAAGUUUGUCUUCUUGUGUGUUGCCUCUGCCUUCACUUUGAGCGGCACCUUCUCCCUUGAGCUAAUCUGCUGAAUUUUGUAUUGUAACAGGUGAUAAGUGCUGAGGAUGAGGAGGAGCUCUUCAACGACCCAACCCUUGCUGUCAGGAGGAGAAAAGUUGGUAAGUUACGUGCACAACACCGUUGAGACUAACAGUCUGAGCUUGUCCUGAAACCACAACACUCCAGAGCAUCAGUCAUAUCCAAAUCCAUCCAAUAUCCCCUGUUAGAAGAGUCGGCCUUUGCAGAGAUUGCACUAAAGUAGUUGAUGGGUUUAUAAUGUGAUAAAUGGUCAACGACCUUCAGGCUUUUUUUAAUAACACAAGAGCUUGCAGACUUUUCUGGUUCACAUUAUACAGCAAGAGCUAAAGUCAUCAGUGGAGUCACUCCCAACUUCACAUCCCCAUGUCAGCAACUUCAUACCCCAAGUGUCAUGUUUAGUCACUGGGGCCAAAUCUAUGUCACUGGGCUUCAUCUGCAAGUCAUCCCUUUGUCAUGUUUGGUUCCUUAAAGCCAUGCAGAAGUCACAAUAGUCACACCCAAGAAGAACACUUCAACACGUAGCAUCUCCUUAGCCAUACAGGUUACAAUCAAGUCACAGGGAGCUUGAUCUCGUCACCAAGGCUGUGAUCCAUCAUCAAUCCUUUUUUUUUUUUAAUCUCACUUAGCUGGGUUCUGGUCAAGUUGCCCAGAACAUCCUUCUCUCCAGCAAGGCUUUCCAGCCCCUCAAGAGCGAUUUUGAGGUGUCCCCAGGCCAAAUGAUAUACAUAUACACAGUAUAUGUACACUCCCUUCAGUGUGUUCAGGGAUGUCUAGUCAUUGUGGUAAGACUGGAAGAAACCAAAAGGAGUAACAGGAUCUCAGAGUGGUUCAGGUCAUGUCCAAGUAGUCAUAGGUACAGCUAGUUUAAACAAACAAGUCAUAUUUCAUUCACCAAAUAAGUGCCAUGCCCAAGUAUCCUGAUCGGAUCCUCACCAUCCAUGUUCUCCACAGCUGAGUCCUUCCCUAAUUCUGCCUGAGUCACUUUGGACUUGUGUUGGUCAAACAGCACAUGCUCUUUGUCUUCCACUUUGCAUGUCCAUUAUGUUUUUUUUUGAAGUACUUUUGAUUGACUGUCAUGACUGACUUUUGCUUUUUGCUUUGAUUUUCUAACUUUAAUAGGAGCCUUGCUAGACAUUCUGCAGAGAACAGGGGUCAAAGGUUAUACUGCCUUCCUGGAGAGUCUAGAGCUGGACUAUCCUCAGCUCUAUAGCCGCAUCACGGGGAAGGAGCCAAACAAGACCUUCAGCAUCCUUGUCGGUCUGUCUCUUAACUUUUACCUGUCUGACCUACUUAACCCAGUUUGUGCAGAUUUAACAUUUCUAUCUCUACUGUAACUACACAUAUGUCUCUUGGUUCAGACACUGCAGGUGAAUCUGGUCUCACCCAGUUCUUGAUGUCAGAGCUAAGUCGUCUGCAGAGGGCACUGCAGGAUGAGAGGAGGCGUCGCCAGCAAGCCUGCUCAGUUGCCAAGGAACAGGUUGGUUUGUUCCUGGGAAAGUUUUGAUGAAAAUGUAGACAUAGAUUUCUGUGAUGCCACUGAUGUUUCUUUGCUGGUAAAAUCAUUAGUAUUUUGUUGUUUUGUUCUCUGGUGUUUCUAGGAGGUGUGGUCUCAGCAGCAGCAACUGAAGGACCGAGAGUCGAGGAAGUUGAAGGAGCGCUUGCACAAAAUUCGUGAGGAACGAGAGCGACUGAGCGAGGAGGUGAAACAGCUCAGAGAUCACAAUUACAGUCUCAUGGCUGACAUCAACUCCCUAAGUCAGGAGAGGAGCAAUGCCCUGUUGGCCAACAGAGACCUACAGAUAGAGGUCAGCCGGAGACAACUUGACCCUAAAUUAUAGCUGCAUGUGUACAUGACCUCUAAUCUUUGACCUCUGUAUGUUAGGUGGAGCGUCUGAAACACACGGUGCUGCGAGCUGAGAGUCAGACUCGACUGCUGAGAAGACGAACAAUGAGACCACUGCAGGAGGUAGAGAUUACUUUCAGUUUUAACGUUACACCACUGCCUCCCAAUGAUCUACACCACACUGAUGUUGUCUCUUUUCUUUUUCACAAACUUCACAUUAGAAAUGGAUGUAGUGGAUCUAUGGUAUCAGACAAUAAGAUACCAUAGUUCUUACAUGAGAACCUCCACUGUAAAAACAAGUCCACAAUGUGCACUUUCUGUAAAGAGUUUUACUGUGCAAUCUGUUUUCACUAUCCCACUAACUACCACUAUAGAACUCAAGCUCAGUAGGUAUAGUGUUUCUAGUUUUGAUGUAUGCAUGGACUAUGGGAAUACACAUGCUUUAGCUCUCAUGAGCAUUAGUUUUCGGAUGGACCCAACUGGAUGAAAUGAGUGAGUAUUUUCCAUGUGAACCCCGGGACUGUUCUUGGUAUUUUAAAGGGAAGCAAGUGAAGCAAAAUAAAACUGUGGCAUCACUAUAUAACAUUAUCCAAGUUUUCUUAGCUCUCUCCAAGCUUUGAAAAUAAUCAAGUAAUUCCUCCCUCUGUGGCAGGAAUACUGUUUAACAUGGAUGGCAGGUCCAAGCUCUUUAACUCUCAGCUUCUCCCGCAAACAUCUUACUUGAACAACAUGAUUUGACUGAGUUUUCUCUCUGCAUUGAAUCAUCUGCCCUCUCCAUGACUCCAGUCUCAAACUUUUUCCUCAGGUUCUCCUGCUCACUCAAUCAACACAGAUUAUGGCAUCACUGCAUGCCUUGCUCUUCAUGCCUUAGUUAAAUAAUUUUCUUAAAGAACCCCCCAUUACGUAUCAGAAAAUACAUUAACAUCAACAUUUCAAGCAAUUAAUAAGUGCACAUACUAAACUUUGUCUUGUAAGAGUUUUGUAGUAAGCAUGGACAUCUUGCCUUCUGCAGAAAAAAAAAUUAAAACAGUUAUUACCUUCAUGCCAUUUAAUAGGGUUACUUUCCUAGGGUGUUGGAUCUUAAGUUGGCUGUUGAAACUAACUGACUGACAUGUUAUAAUGGACACUUUCAGAGCAGAAGUCUAGCUCUACCCCCAGAGACCUUCUUCAACCCAAACCCACUUGAGGAGCUAAAAGAGGAGAAGCCCGAAGAGAAAAAAGAGGAGAAGCACGAAGUGAUAAGGGAGAAGCAAAAGGAGACACAGCAGCAGAUGCCACAGAAGAGUCCAGCUCUUCCUUCGAUUAACCUUAUCAACACAGUGUUUAAGCUGAGAAAAGCUCUCCACAAAGCAGAGGAGCAGAGUGCCAGGGUAAGGAGGAGGGGGCAAAGGAGUUUAUAGCAAAAUGAAAUACAGGACCAAAUUACUUUUGCAUGUCUGGGGUAAACUUUGGGCAGUGAAAGGUAAUGAAUUUUGUCCCAAUAAUGUCUUUUACUUAACGGCUGCUGAUAUCAAAAGCAGUGUGUGAUUUGAGCCCAGUUCUGACUUAACUAUGAGACAGAUUAAAUCUAUUCAACAAUCAGGCCAACUGUGGAAUACAGCACUGAUUAAUUCGAUCAAACCCCUCAUAUGUCAAAGAUCAGAUGAACUGGUCAGUGUAGUGAAUCUGAGUUUCUUUGGCUGCAGCGCCUGGAGGAGAAGGAGGAGCUGGAGCUGCUGUGCGCUCAGCUGAAGGGAGAUGCCCGGAUGUACCGCCAGCAAAACAAACAAACCCUCAGGCAGUUGGAAGAGGUGAUCAAAGAGAGAGACAAGGUGAGGAAUCUUUAUGUAUUUGCCUGUCACAUUUUUUUUAUUUCACUCCUUCACCUGUUAAUGACUUGUGUUCCAGGCUCUGUCUUCACGGGCGGAGCACCAGGAGGAGGCGCGUCUCCUCCUUCAGGAGAAGGAUCAGUACAGAGAGCAGGUCCGACAGCUUACUGAGCAAACUGAUAAACUGGAGCUUAGUCUUCUGAGGACACAGGGGGAGGAGCUACAGCUGAGGACACGCCUCCGCAGACUCACCUGCAACACUAACCAGGUAUCAGAAUCAGAUGGCGAAGGAUAUUGAUAAUGUAGUGUGAGGAUGUAAUAAUGGUGUCAUGAUGAAGGCUUUCUGUUUUAGAGUGAGAGGAGUGUGAGCAGCGAGGAGGAACAACCAGAAAAUGUGGCAAAAGGUGAGAGUCAUAGUGAGCUGCACAUUAUUAUCAGUCAGCUUGUGUGGCUUUUUUGGUUUUGACCAUGUGACUUGUUUUACUCAGGAAGCAGUGAGGAGGUCCGCAGUGGUACCUCAGGAGAAAAUGAGGAGGCUGCAGUGCUUCAACAGUAUAGCUCUCCUCCAGGAGGGGCCACGCAACCUGAAGAGAAGCCCUGUAGUGCUGCAUCACUGGUAACUUUGUGGUCUCUAAUUUCCUUGUUGCUGCUGUUGUGGAGCAGUAGCAUAAAGCUACUGACAUCUCUCUCCCUUUAGACUAAAUUCUAACUCUGUGUACGUCAACAGGAGGAGGAGACAGACGUUUCCCCAACCUCCAUGAUUCGGCCAAACUUCUUUUACCGCAGGUUAGAUGACGUGUAUUUAACUUUGAUCUCAAAUAUUCCUGCAGUCAUCAAGACAUCCUUUCGAGUCUGUUCAUAUUUUUAUCACAACAGGAAGCGGGCCCUGAGGUCAAAACUCAACUGUAAGGAGUUCACGCUCAGCAACCAUGACGACAGCAGCGCCAGUUACAUCACCGACUCUGACUGAACACAGUUGUGUUCAGUUUAAACCAGUGUCUCCAAGUUUUACCAUGAUAAAAAACAAUACAGAUUUUCUGACAUGUCUGAAUUAUUUUAUUUGUAAAAUAAUGAUAAUAAAAUAGGGUAGGGGAGAGUGGGGUAAGUUGAGUCAAAGGGUAAGUUGAGCCACUCCCUGUUGCUUGGAAAUGGUUAAAGAAAUUGAUUAUAUGAUCAAAUAUUUAGGAGAUGGGCAUCAAUUCAUGGAGUCUGUGAAGGUAAGAAGCACAUGGGUGAAGGGGUUAGACAUUUAUUUCCAAAAAAACAUUUUUCACUCUUGAAAGUGAAUUUAGUCUGUCAUACGUUUCAUUAGAAUUGUGUUCAGACCAAAAAAGAUCAAUUUAAAUUUGUUUUAUACAUCAAUUUUGGUAUCUAUGAGCUACAAAAUAAGGUCAAAAACCUAGCAUAUAAGUCCACCAUUUUAGCUUAGAGGACUAAUAAAGUCAUCAUAGUAGUUCUGGGGUAAGUUGAGCCAGUGGUUCAACUGAGAAAGUAAAGGAGUCUGAUGAGAGGAUCAGAGUUUCAGUUCAGAUUGUUGAAACGUGUUACUUUUUCUUAUCAAAAAUACAGCUGUGAAUGUUCUGAAUCACUUAAAGGCAUUCUCAUGUUGAAAUGGCUUUUUACAAAACAGCUUUUUAACAGUUAUAUGCAAUAAUGAUAAAAAGAAUUGUUGUACCAGUUGAAUAGCGUAUAAUAGAUAAAAAUACACAUGAAUGUGAAGAAGUGACUUUUAUUUAGGGAGAGAGAAGGUGAGGGAGGGCUGGGGUGAGCAGUGAUGUGUGUGUGUGUGUUGUGGGGUGUCUCUUGCAUGCUAUAUUAUCAAGAUAGUUAUGUUUACACUCAUUCUGUUGGUUUGCAGGGAUGCACAACAUCUUGAAAUAUAUGCAAAUACACUAGUUAGAGACAAAACUAUGAUUUUCUUGAUGUAGUGAUCCGAAAUAUGAAAAAGGGCUCAUCUUACCCCACUCUCCCCUAUAUAGGCUAUGUAUAGCUGUCUGUGUUGAAGGAUCUAGUGAUGGUGUGUUCAGGGCAGUAGGUUUCUAAAACUGUCCUGAUGAAGUGUUUUAUACCUUAUUUAUAAAGUUCUUAAAAUUAUUAGGAAUUCUUCAAAUUAAGAACACUCAAAUUAACCGCCAUUUUGCACAUUUGACUUAUCUCACUGAUAAAAUGCUUAUCUGUUUUCUGCAACAAUAAAAUAAACAAAACUCGAUGUGUCAUGUGAUUUAUUGACAUAGGCCUACUUUCUGUCAGAAUACAAAGGUGUUUCCCACCCACAAAGUUUAAGUUUGUAGAAUUCAUUGUCAAUUCCAUCUAAGUAUUAGAUAACUAUUACAGGGCUCUUAUUAGGGGGUUCAUGUUUCCUAUGAUUGACACUUGACACAGCCUGUGGGCGUACGGAGAUUGCAUAGCUCACCCGGGGGAUGUGCUGUUUGAGUUGAGCAUCAUCACAGCGACUCUCAGUGACUAUCCCGCAGAAUGCAUACAACACUACUGUGCAAUGUUGGUUUCAGGACGUGGAGAAAAACGCACAAUUACCGUGAGCUUUUCAGCUUUAAAUCUGUAUACUGGCAGAAGGCAAAACCAAGUUGUCCAUGGUAGAUACAGUCUGUGGUCAGAACUCUGAGGAGCACAGAGAGAAUCUGUCACUAAAACAGAGAAUAAGACAAUGAUUCAGCACUCUGCACUGGAGCUCAAGGACUUAUAUCACUUUCCCAAACCUGACUUCACUUAAGCCAAUCAGGUACUAACACACCUGGUGCUGCUCUGGACUGAUUUCCUCCUACAACUCAAAGAAUGACCACAGUAAACUGCCUUUCACACCAGAUGGUGAUCAUGCAGUCCACACCCUGGCUCUCAUAUGCACCAGUUUCUGCAAGAUGGAGAAAGGGGAAUUCCCCUGAGAAGGCAGGUGCUUCUGGGGGAAUUCCCCACUGAGGGGGUGUGACAUCACAAUGACAUGUAGAAUGUGAUGUCACACGAUGACAUCACGUUCUAGCUCUGAUCCUUUGAUCUUCAAAUGCAGAUCAACUCAGAACCCACACACUUGUUGGCAAGACUCACGUAGGAGCUUCUACAGAGACGAUCAACAGUUAAGUCACGUAGGAGCUACUACAGAGACGAUCAACAGUUAAGUCACGUAGGAGCUACUAUACUACAGAGACGAUCAACAGUUAAGUCACGUAGGAGCUACUACAGAGACGAUCAACAGUUAAGAGCAGUCGACUGAAGACUAAUCAGAAGAACCAUGUCCAGAGCAUUCACACCUGAAUCUGUGGGACCACUGGGCUACCGGCCCAUGGCACCACUUCAACAGGAGCUUGCCAGUGCUCGUGCUGAGAUUAGAAAUCUUAGAAACGAGCAAAGGGGUGAACAGGAGGCAUGGAUGAAUGAGAGGGUAAAGCUGGGCUACAGAAUUCACAACGGGAAGUACAAAGUGAACCGUCUGGAGGGACUCAUUGACGUCAGAGAAAGUGGAUUCAAGGAAGAACUCCAGAAUAAUGUCCAGACUAUUGAAAGGCUGGAGGCUGAGAUCCAACGCCUCAACAGCACCCUCAAAUUAAGAGACGAGCAGGUGGAGCUUAUCCAGCGCCUGCAGAAGGAGCAGGAAGAGAAGAUGUGGGCUCAACUUAAGGAGGAGAGACAGAAAGCUCAUGAGCUCCAAGAACAGCUUUUUCAGGCGUCUCAGGAGAACCUGAAGGCUGUUUCUCUGAGCAAGAACAAUGAAACAAUGCUAAAGCUCACAAAACAGCAGCUUGAGCAGAGGGACAACCACAUCAUGGAGCUGAGGAGGGAGAAAGAGGGUCUCACUCAAAGACUCAUUGAGACCACAACUCAGCUGCAAAACGAGACCCUCCAGAAGAAAAAAAGGAAAGACCUGGAGGAGGAGAACCAUAACCUGAAGACCAGAGUCAGUGAGCUGGAGAAAAUGAACAAAGAUCUGCUGGAAAAGGAGGAAAGUCUGACCUUCAGACUUGAAGAGGCCAAGACAGCAAAAGAAAGAGUAAUUGAGAAGGAAAAGACUCUGACAGACAGAAUUCAAGAGUUAGAGGAGGAGAAGAGGGAGCUGACUCAUCUUGUCUCUCUAAAGAAAAGACGCUUCCUGUCCAGAGUCUUUCAAAAGGAGACAGAGGAGGAGAAAACCCUCCGAAAACAACUUAAAGAAAAGAAGAAGGAAUUAAGGCAGCUGAGAGAAAGAGAAAAAGAGGAGGAAAGAGAACAAGAAGAAGAGCAAAGAGAACAAGAAGAGGAGAAAAGCAAAAACCAAGACAGGGGGAGAAAGAGAGUCAAAAAAGGUCUCUGGACCUUAGGAAAGAAGAAAAACAGAGACACCCGGGUGGAGGAGGUUGCUGGUUGCUCAGCUGAUGUCGAGGAACAUUAGCUCCUCUUCCUCCCUCUUCAUUCCCUACCUUCCAAAAACAAAAAAUAAAUUUAAAAAGCUGCAAAAAAAAAGAAGCAAAUAUGUAUUUUUUUAAAUGUAUAAAGAAUAUACAUUGAAAAAAAAUAAAAAUAUAUUUCUAAAUAAAAUAAAUAAAUAAAUAAAAAAAUAUAUAUUUACAUAUAUAUUUAAAAAAAUAAUAUAUAUUUUUAUACAAAAAAAAAAUCAAAAUAUAAAAACAUAAUCACAAAUUUUUCCCCUCCUCGAGCCACCACCUUAGUGUGGUGGAGGGGUUUGCGUGUCCCAGUUAUCCCAGGAGCUAAGUUGUUGGGUGCUUUAUGCCUCUGGUAGGGUCAACCAAGGCAAACAGGUCCUGGGAGAGGGAUCAGACUAAGGGUGGCUCAAAUAGACCUUUGAUGAUGGUAGUAGAUUUACUAUAUACUGAGUUUUACUCACCCCCUUACACCUUACUUAUCAAUCUAAUUUUUUGGGCACUACGGUAAAGAGAGGGGCGGAGCUGUUUACUGAUCACCACUUGGUGGUGAGUUGGUCUCAUGCCAAUUUCCAGCAUUGGAAUCCAGCAAUUCCCCCUCUCUUACAUCACAGGAAGUGCUAACCGUCAUUUCAAACAAAGCUAUUUAUUUGUCUGGAACAAACACGAAACUCCACUUGGCAUUGUGUAAAAACAGAUUCAGAUACAGAACUAUGUGAGAUAAGUUACAGAUGUUAAGGAUCUGCCAUAACUUUAGCAUGGACAGUAGCACAUCUCUUCAGGGAAGGUUUUUGCAAUUAUUGCGCAUUACACUCAUCAAAGUGACGCAAAGCAAUACAAGUGUUCAUUAUUGAGUUUUACAUUCUGUCUGCUCUCUGAUUUGGUUUUUCUAAGCGGGCAUGGGAUACAUUUGUCGCUGUCAAAGGCCAUUAAUAAGGCUUUUCAGGAUGUCAAUUACAUAUGGUUAGCUAAACACUGUCGCAAUACCAUAUUUGUAUCGUAUUGUAUCCUAUUGUGUAGUAUAAUAUCAUAUCAUAUUGUAUAGUAUCAUAUCAUAUAGUAUUGUAUCGUAUUGUAUCGUAUUGUAUCGUAUUGCAUCGUAUUGUAUCGUAUUGUAGCGUAUUGCAUCGUAUCGUAUAGUAUGGUAUUGUACCAUAUCAUAUCAUAUCAUAUUAUGUCAUAUAGUACCAUAUUGCAUCAUAUUGUUCCAUAUUAUAUCAUAUCAUGUCCGAACACAUUCUCCUCGUUAGUAUAGUGGUGAGUAUCCCCGCCUGUUAGGCGGGAGACCGGGGUUCGAUUCCCCGACGGGGAGUGGAAAUCAAAACAGAAAGUGUCCGUCUUCUCGCUGGGUGAAGCCACUCUGAGAACAGCACCCUCUGGUGAUGGGCUGCAGUAUAGGUCAUAAAUCCCUGUCAGCCAUCCUUAAGAGGCUGAGGACAAAUUUUAGAAAUUAAUCACACAGAACAGAUUUUUUCCCCUUGCUUGCGAUGUUGACAUGUAGUUACUGUAAGACUGUUUUGUGCUCAAGUCCUCUUUUUUCUGUACAGCUCUAUUUUUAAAAGUUAUUAGGGGGUUCAUGUUUUCUAUGAUUGACACUUGAUACAGCCUGUGGGCGUACGGAGAUUGCAUAGCUCACCCGGGGGAUGUGCUGUUUGAGUUGAGCGUCAUCACAGCGACUCUCGGUGACUAUCCCGCAGAAUGCAUACAACACUACUGUGCAAUGUUGGUUUCAGGACGUGGAGAAAAACGCACAAUUACCGAGAGCUUUUCAGCUUUAAAUCUGUAUACUGGCAGAAGGCAGAACCAAGUUGUCCAUGGUAUAUACAGUCUGUGGUCGGAACUCUGAGGAGCACAGAGAGAAUCUGUCACUAAAACAGAGAAUAAGACAAUGAUUCAGCACUCUGCACUGGAGCUCAAGGACUUGUAUCACCUUCCCAAACCUGACUUCACUUAAGCCAAUCAGGUACUAACACACCUGGUGCUGCUCUGGACUGAUUUCCUCCUACAACUCAAAGAAUGACCACAGUAAACUGCCUUUCACACCAGAUGGUGAUCAUGCAGUCCACACCCUGGCUCUCAUAUGCACCAGUUUCUGCAAGAUGGAGAAAGGGGAAUUCCCCUGAGAAGGCAGGUGCUUCUGGGGGAAUUCCCCACUGAGGGGGUGUGACAUCACAAUGACAUGUAGAAUGUGAUGUCACACGAUGACAUCACAUGAAUAUGAUGUCACACGAUGACAUCACGUUCUAGCUCUGAUCCUUUGAUCUUCAAACGCAGAUCAACUCAGAACCCACACACUUGUUGGCAAGAGUCACGUAGGAGCUACUACAGAGACGAUCAACAGUUAAGUCACGUAGGAGCUACUAUACUACAGAGACGAUCAACAGUUAAGUCACGUAGGAGCUACUAUACUACAGAGACAAUCAACAGUUAAGUCACGUAGGAGCUACUACAGAGACGAUCAACAGUUAAGAGCAGUCGACUGAAGACUAAUCAGAAGAACCAUGUCCAGAGCAUUCACACCUGAAUCUGUGGGACCACUGGGCUACCGGCCCAUGGCACCACUUCAACAGGAGCUUGCCAGUGCUCGUGCUGAGAUUAGAAAUCUUAGAAACGAGCAAAGGGGUGAACAGGAGGCAUGGAUGAAUGAGAGGGUAAAGCUGGGCUACAGAAUUCACAACGGGAAGUACAAAGUGAACCGUCUGGAGGGACUCAUUGACGUCAGAGAAAGUGGAUUCAAGGAAGAACUCCAGAAUAAUGUCCAGACUAUUGAAAGGCUGGAGGCUGAGAUCCAACGCCUCAACAGCACCCUCAAAUUAAGAGACGAGCAGGUGGAGCUUAUCCAGCGCCUGCAGAAGGAGCAGGAAGAGAAGAUGUGGGCUCAACUUAAGGAGGAGAGACAGAAAGCUCAUGAGCUCCAAGAACAGCUUUUUCAGGCGUCUCAGGAGAACCUGAAGGCUGUUUCUCUGAGCAAGAACAAUGAAACAAUGCUAAAGCUCACAAAACAGCAGCUUGAGCAGAGGGACAACCACAUCAUGGAGCUGAGGAGGGAGAAAGAGGGUCUCACUCAAAGACUCAUUGAGACCACAACUCAGCUGCAAAACAACGAGACCCUCCAGAAGAAAAAAAGGAAAGACCUGGAGGAGGAGAACCAGAUCCUGAAGACCAGAGUCAGUGAGCUGGAGAAAAUGAACAAAGAUCUGCUGGAAAAGGAGGAAAGUCUGACCUUCAGAGUUGAAGAGGCCAAGACGGCAAAAGAAAGAGUGAUUGAGAAGGAAAAGACUCUGACAGACAGAAUUCAAGAGUUAGAGGAGGAGAAGAGGGAGCUGACUCAUCUUGUCUCUCUAAAGAAAAGACGCUUCCUGUCCAGAGUCUUUCAAAAGGAGACAGAGGAGGAGAAAACCCUCCGAAAACAACUUAAAGAAAAGAAGAAGGAAUUAAGGCAGCUGAGAGAAAGAGAAAAAGAGGAGGAAAGAGAACAAGAAGAAGAGCAAAGAGAACAAGAAGAGGAGAAAAGCAAAAACCAAGACAGGGGGAGAAAGAGAGUCAAAAAAGGUCUCUGGACCUUAGGAAAGAAGAAAAACAGAGACACCCGGGUGGAGGAGGUUGCUGGUUGCUCAGCUGAUGUCGAGGAACAUUAGCUCCUCUUCCUCCCUCUUCAUUCCCUACCUUCCAAAAACAAAAAAUAAAUUUAAAAAGCUGCAAAAAAAAGAAGCAAAUAUGUAUUUUUUUAAAUGUAUAAAGAAUAUACAUUGAAAAAAAAUAAAAAUAUAUUUCUAAAUAAAAAAAUAAAAAAAUAAAAAAAUAUAUAUUUAUAUAUAUAUUUAAAAAAAUAAUAUAUAUUUUUAUACAAAAAAAAAAUCAAAAUAUAAAAACAUAAUCACAAAUUUUUCCCCUCCUCGAGCCACCACCUUAGUGUGGUGGAGGGGUUUGCGUGUCCCAGUUAUCCCAGGAGCUAAGUUGUUGGGUGCUUUAUGCCUCUGGUAGGGUCAACCAAGGCAAACAGGUCCUGGGAGAGGGAUCAGACUAAGGGUGGCUCAAAUAGACCUUUGAUGAUGGUAGUAGAUUUACUAUAUACUGAGUUUUACUCACCCCCUUACACCUUACUUAUCAAUCUAAUUUUUUGGGCACUACGGUAAAGAGAGGGGCGGAGCUGUUUACUGAUCACCACUUGGUGGUGAGUUGGUCUCAUGCCAAUUUCCAGCAUUGGAAUCCAGCAAUUCCCCCUCUCUUACAUCACAGGAAGUGCUAACCGUCAUUUCAAACAAAGCUAUUUAUUUGUCUGGAACAAACACGAAACUCCACUUGGCAUUGUGUAAAAACAGAUUCAGAUACAGAACUAUGUGAGAUAAGUUACAGAUGUUAAGGAUCUGCCAUAACUUUAGCAUGGACAGUAGCACAUCUCUUCAGGGAAGGUUUUUGCAAUUAUUGCGCAUUACACUCAUCAAAGUGACGCAAAGCAAUACAAGUGUUCAUUAUUGAGUUUUACAUUCUGUCUGCUCUCUGAUUUGGUUUUUCUAAGCGGGCAUGGGAUACAUUUGUCGCUGUCAAAGGCCAUUAAUAAGGCUUUUCAGGAUGUCAAUUACAUAUGGUUAGCUAAACACUGUCGCAAUACCAUAUUUGUAUCGUAUUGUAUCCUAUUGUGUAGUAUAAUAUCAUAUCAUAUUGUAUAGUAUCAUAUCAUAUAGUAUUGUAUCGUAUUGUAUCGUAUUGUAUCGUAUUGCAUCGUAUUGUAUCGUAUUGUAUCGUAUUGCAUCGUAUCGUAUAGUAUGGUAUUGUACCAUAUCAUAUCAUAUCAUAUUAUGUCAUAUAGUACCAUAUUGCAUCAUAUUGUUCCAUAUUAUAUCAUAUCAUGUCAGAACACAUUCUCCUCGUUAGUAUAGUGGUGAGUAUCCCCGCCUGUUAGGCGGGAGACCGGGGUUUGAUUCCCCGACGGGGAGUGGAAAUCAAAACAGAAAGUGUCCGUCUUCUCGCUGGGUGAAGCCACUCUGAGAACAGCACCCUCUGGUGACGGGCUGCAGUAUAGGUCAUAAAUCCCUGUAAGCCAUCCUUAAGAGGCUGAGGACAAAUUUUAGAAAUUAAUCACACAGAACAGAUUUUUUCCCCUUGCUUGCGAUGUUGACAUGUAGUUACUGUAAGACUGUUUUGUGCUCAAGUCCUCUUUUUUCUGUACAGCUCUAUUUUUAAAAGUUAUUAGGGGGUUCAUGUUUCCUAUGAUUGACACUUGAUACAGCCUGUGGGCGUACGGAGAUUGCAUAGCUCACCCGGGGGAUGUGCUGUUUGAGUUGAGCAUCAUCACAGCGACUCUCGGUGACUAUCCCGCAGAAUGCAUACAACACUACUGUGCAAUGUUGGUUUCAGGACGUGGAGAAAAACGCACAAUUACCGAGAGCUUUUCAGCUUUAAAUCUGUAUACUGGCAGAAGGCAGAACCAAGUUGUCCAUGGUAUAUACAGUCUGUGGUCGGAACUCUGAGGAGCACAGAGAGAAUCUGUCACUAAAACAGAGAAUAAGACAAUGAUUUAGCACUCUGCACUGGAGCUCAAGGACUUGUAUCACCUUCCCAAACCUGACUUCACUUAAGCCAAUCAGGUACUAACACACCUGGUGCAGUGUGGACUGUCAUGAUGACAGUGUAUUGCUCAUGUACCAAAGGAUUAAGUAUUUCCAUGUUUGUGAAACCUAUACUAAAGUACAAUUCAUCUAAAUGCUUCACAGUGCUGAUUUUAACAACUCUCCUGCACAACAGGUAACUUUACGACUUUAUUCUUAUAUAUUAAUGACUUUAUUCUCCUCAAUAAUAACUUUAUUCUCCUAAGAUUUAAAAACGUUUUUUUUCUUAAUGUGGCCCUCAUAUCCCAAGGUAAUCUCACUCUUAGCUUAAUUCAAAACUUGAGAGCCCUGCUAUUAUUAGAAAAGAUUAGAUUAAAUUCAGAGAAACAAGUAGGCUAUUUUUGAGCUUCACUGAACUACAUUAUAACGGGCCAUAUAAAACAUGCAUAGGACUUUCUCCCUCAAGUAAAUUUAAAAAGUUUUUUAGAAGUUUGUUUGUUUCUUUAUAUAUUCAAAGAGGGUGGAAGAGAUUUUAUUGGAUAUCGGAGAAUUAAAGCAACAAACAAUAAAACCAAACUCCUCAGUAUUCAGGAUGUUCACCACGAACGUCGAAGAAUUUCCGGAGCGCUUGUUGUCAUGGAGACCAACAGACGCUCAGUCGAGUGUAAUAUAGACACAGAGAGGCUAUUAACGGACGAUUGAAAUCUGUGUUGUUAAUUUCAAAGUAAAUUAGAAAGAAAAACACAGGAGAAAAGAGGUCAGAUUCAACUUAAUUCAUCGGCUCCCCAACGUAGGGUCUAUCUUUAUCUACCUGCAGAUCCAAACCCUCUUCAGUUGCAGGCUAGCUUGUGUUAGCAUGUGUGAGAGCAGAGCUGUUCCGAGUGGGAAGGUGUACCGCCAGCUUUUUGAAGCUCAGGUGAGUCAGAGCCACUUAAGUGCCUGUUUAUUCCUUUAACAGUCUAUUUUCAUUUAACUAAAGUCUUCAGUCUCUGACCAGACAAACUUGUUCACCUUGAUGAUAAAGUGUUAAGGGAUAAGUUAAUGUGAAUAACAGGUGUUGUAGUCUACAGUCAUUGCUUGUGUUGUGAUGAAUAUUAUGGAGUUUGUGUGUUUCGUUUAGGCUCAGCUGUCCAGGUCUUUGCUGGCAGGACGGAGAGACACAAGGACAGACUGUCUGUCUGCUGAGGACAGCAACACUCACUUCAGUGCAACCAGCAGGUAGACAGAAGAUCAAACACAGACAGAGGGACAGAUAUCAGAGACACCUGACCUCUGCAAAAUAUAAUAAAGCACAACCCCAAAUCCAAACAAGCUGGGAUUCUGUAGGAAAUGCUAAUAGAGCAGAUUUUUGUGGUUUGCAAAUCAUUCAAUCCUAUAUAGAAAAUGGCACAAAUUAAAAAAAAUGGAAUUUAAAAUUUUUAUCUUAGGAAAUUAUGUUUAUGCCAGUGAUGCCAACCACGUGUUAUAAUAAUAUCAUGAAAAGAUUCAGAGAAUCUGGAGAAAUCUCCUGACAAAAGGAACAAGGCUGAAAAGGCUGAUUGCGACUCCCUGGGCUUCAGGAAGCACUGAAUUAAAAACAGACAUGACUAUGAAGUGGAAAACACCAUAUGGGCUCAAAACUACUUCCAAAAGUCAAUAUCUAUGAACAACACACGGUUAUCAUGCAUCCUUAAAUGUCUGUGAAAGCAACACAUCUAAAAGGAAAGCAUCUGUCAACAUGACCUAGAAAUGCUUGCCUCUUAUCUGGGUCUGAAUUCAUUUAAGACAAACAGAGGCAAAGUAAAAAACAAAACAAAACAACAUACUAGCAAAAAAUGGACAAUUUUGGCUUUUAUGGAUUCUAUUGUUCUCCACUCAAAGAGAGAGAGAGGGACUUCCCAGUCUCUCCAGCAUCCACUAUAGUACAGGGAUGUACAAGUGCCAGCAACAGGGGUAGCAUCUUUACUGUUAAACAACAUACACAGGUUUUGGAGCAUCAUAUGCUGCCUUUCAGACAAUGCUAUUUUCAAGAAAGACCUAGCACAUAUCAAUAAGUCUAUACCAAAUUACAUUCUGUAUGUGUACAACAGCAUGAUUCUGUGGUGGAAGAGUCCAGCUGCUAACACGGCCUGAAUGCAGUCGCUGUUUCUAUUUGUUUGUUUUUGUCUGUCUCUGUCACUCGCCUGUUUGUCUUUGCUUUCUCUUUCUCUGUUUCUUGCUCACCCACUCACCUGUCUCUCUGUUAGGCUGUUGUGUCCUUUUUCCAGCUGGGAGCAGCAGGUGGAUGGUGCUGAUGAAGUGGAUGACGUUUGCAGACUCCCUGACUCUGUUGGUUAGUAUCUUAAAAUUCAGACAAGAGCCCACAUAGUUUAUGUAUACAUAUGAAUAAACAGUAAGUUUGUAGUUUUAUUCAUUAUAGAAAAAGGGAUACACUGCAAAUAUCCAGCUGGUGGAUUUAUGAAAUAUAAAAAAUAGAAAAGUAGAACUGAUUAGUUCACUUAUGGUUGGGUUUUGUUUAAAUUCAGUCCUCAUCUUUCUUUGUUCACCUCUCUCUUUUCCAGUGGGUGCAAGUCCAAGUUCUAACCUUGUUGAACGACUAGCAGAGAAAAAGAGCAAAAGACAUAAAGAAACUCUGACACAGCUAGACAAAGAGCUGACAGAAAUCACUCAGGUAGAAUAUACCUGAACUGCGGUAACAAACGCCUGAGAUCAUGCACCUGGACUGGCAUAGAAACUAUGUUGCUGUUUACCUGAACUAAUCAACAAAAUGUGUGUUUCAGGUAUAUGAGACUCAGGUGAGGACUGUCAGUGUGGAGCUACAAUCCUCUCUGCAGGACCUGGACCUCUGCUUGAGCACUCUGAAGGAGAGAAUGAAGCAACCAGAACACCUGGAAGACAUCACUCUGCAGGUACAUGUUUUAUGUAACUAAAAAUAAAGUUGCGACUCAAAGUCUUUUUUAAAGUCUGUCUAAAGAUGUGAUUCCUUGUUUGUGUGUUUUAAUAUAUGUCCAGGAUGUGUGUGGUCUUUGGGAGGAGGUAGAGGAGGUGGUGAAGAAAAAGAAGACCAGAAUCAAAGAGCUGAAUCAGAAACUGACUGAAGCUGAGAACAAACGAACCGACCAGGUCAGACUAAGUACUAAUAUUUAAGUAAAAAUUAAUCAAAUGUUUUCUAAUUUCUUAAAAAGGCAGGUGGUGUUUAUCUAUAUUUACUAAAAUUAAAUGCAGUGCAUGUUUGCUUCCAUUCUUCAUGAGCUAAUAUCAAGAUCCUGAUUUAGGGUUUUAUCUUGAAAAUUUUCCUAUAAAUUCUAUUUAAUCUGUGUUGGUAACAAAAUAAUAACACAAGAUGACUUUUCAUUGGAAUCUAAAAGUAAGAGCCAACUUUUCUGUCAUAUGGCAACCAUAUGAAAAAUGUUGUGAUUACAUCUAAGUAAUUAUGGAAGUAUUUAUCACUAGAUUGAUUAGUAAGUAUGUGUAAAACCAGGAUUUGAAUUGAUUUUUGUGUCACAGAUAAAUAAACCCAAACCUACAAGAUACUAUUAUUAAGAAAAGUAGACCUGAAACAAACAAACAAACAAACACCCACAGACUAGAAAUACAUAUCCAAAAGUUAACCCAUCUUGACCUUUUUUUUUCUUAUAGAUUAGAGUUGUGCUGAAGAAGUACUGCCCCCUGCUGGAGAGGAUAAGCUUCCUGCCACCACCUGAUGUCCACAGACUAAUCCACAAUGAGGCCGCUGUAAUUUAAAGCCUUAUUUGACCUGUGAUUAAUAACUGUAUGAAAAGAUGGAUGACAUUCUGCCACUCUGAUGCCAAAAUACUCCAUGAGAAAGGUGCUGACUUCUCGCACAGUUGUAGAGCCAGCAUAGUCAGGAUCAGCUCCUGGAGAUCUGUUUUGGUAGUCCCAUUCCUUCUGCUAAUCAUUUCCAACCCCCUCCUCAAGAGCUCCUUUUCUCAACAGAGAUUACUGCUGAACACUGAACCUCAGAAUCAGCACAAGACAUUACAACAAUGACAGAAAUGUAGCUAAAUAAAAAGUUCUUUAACAUGCAUUUUGAUUUUAUGGCACUCAUGCCCCUCAUGGCCUAACCCUAAGCCAGCCUGCAGGGAAAGAUCCACUGUUCAGGUCCUUUCACACCGGGACCGUUUUUGUUGUGCGAUUAUUUUGGACGUCAAUAUUUUUUUUCGAACCUGUGUCCUGCCAAUACAAGCGUUCACAUUGGCAACAUUUCCUGUUCUGUGAUAUUGCAGCAUUUAUUUUUUCGGAUCAUAGUUUAAUUUUUUUUAAGUUUCCCAUACUGUGUGUCCACUUCUGACCAAUCAGAUAGUGUAUUGUUGCGACGUCUGAUUCACCAGUGUAUCCAAUAUGGAUGACCGGCUGAUUGUUUACGUGUCUGAAAAAAAAAGAGUGCUUUAUGAUAAAACACACAAACAUUACAUAAAUAACGACCUGAAGGACAACCUGUGGAGAGUCAUAGUGUCGUAUCUCUCAUAUGACGAUGUUUUGUGUGCUUUAACAGUUUGCUAAACGCCUUUGUUUUAACUUUCAUCUGUGCUAACGUAAGGUAACGGUUGUUACCAUAGUUUCAUGUGCUUAUCUUAUCGCCUCUGAUUGGCUGUAAGUGCUGACCGUUUGGCUUGAGCAUGUGAUGACGUUUCCAGCUUUUCUAGCCAAUCAGAGGCAAAGGAGGCGGGACUUUCCCCUGGAAAAGUCUUCCCCGGUAUGUGUCUUUUCCCCCAGGGAAAGUCACAAAAUCGCAUCGGGCUUGAUGUGUAAAGUCAGGCGCAUCAAAAUUUGCCUCAGAAUAUUUCGUAAUUUCGUGUUCUAUAUUCACGUCGGCCCCGGUGUGUAAGGACCUUUCAGCUUCGCUUUUUUAGAGCUGGCAUGUUGUCCAUCUUUUCAUUCAGUCUUUACUUCUGAUCUCUGACUUCCAAUCCUAAUAUUUUGAUUCCUUGUUUCUGUCUCAGAUGUUGAACCAGUCUCUGCUGGCAAACCGUCGCAGUGUUGCUCGUCUGCUGCUGCACCUGCAAGAGGAGAACCUGCAGCAGGAGUCACUCCUCCGCCUGCACUGGGAGGACUAUCUGAGCCGCUGGAAGAGUAGCAGAGCCACAGAGAUUAUAGACCAGUACAAGUGGGUGGAAAACUUUAUGAUACUCCGGUUCAGAAAAACAGAUUUUAGUCUGUUCAAAGUGGUUCAAAGCAGGUAUCAAUAAUUAAAACUGGAUCAAACAUCUUGAGGAGGGGUUUAAACAAGGCAAGGAUAUGUUCAGAAGUGCUUUUGACUGAACUGGUUUGAACUACUGAAAACUGUAAGACUGGUUCAUAUGUAGAUAGGUUUUAGAUUGGCUCAAAGUGGUUCAAACAGGUUUCAGAGUGGUCAAAGAUAGUUUCCCCAGGUUUCAGAAAUGCUUAUACUACUUAAAAAUUGGCUUAUAUUUGUUCACAUAGUUAUAAGUUUCAAGUUUUACAUCGUAGUCGGUGAAAUCACACAGUCAUGUAGUGGUAUCCCCUGUAUUCAUGCAAGUCGGGUAAAUGUUUAUUUUUUUUGUGUUGUAGGAGUCUUUGCAGCAGUGAUCAGGAUCAGGAACUGGUCUCAGUUCAGCAGGUUAUUGAGAAGAUGAAACAAACUCAACAAGAACUGGCAGAAAAACGCUUGGAGAUCAUCAGCAACAUCUGGUACCUUAAACAAAGCCUCUGUCGUCUGUCUUCCAGUUGUUAAAAGUUUGUCAGUAUUGGCCGAGCAGUCUGUGCAGCACUGUGACUUUUAGAGGAAGAAUAACAGACAUCAUGUUCAUUAACGUUUCUGAAGGAUCUGCUAGUUGGUAACUGAAUAUUACUUGGAAUCAGAACUUGAGUCGUGACCCAGUCUCCUAAACAUGAAACCAAUUUCCCUGCCCUUGAAUCAGUGUCUCUGUUUCAGCUCUCUGGUCCCACCCUCCUGCUCCACUUCUGUGGUCUCUGACUGGUUUAACCAACUGACAGCUGUCAAUCAACAGAUAGGUAUUUGUCUUCAUGUUUCUGUUGACUCAAAUUUCCUAAAAGUUGUUUCCUAUCUGCUUGUUUUGUGUGUAGAAACCCUUUUAACCAAUGACACCAAAAACAAAUCAGUGUACUGUAUGUGUUUACAGUUUCCCUAGUUUUCAAAAGUUUUCCACAUGAACACAGAACAAAAUCCAAUAUUAUAUUUCUAUCCAACUGUUUUCCCUUUGUUGAGGAUUUGAUUUGAACCCUCUAGUUAUUUGCAAAAACAGCUAUACUCAUAUAAACACUGUAAUAUACAACCAGUAAAUUUGUGUGUGUUUGUUUGUUCAGACAGUUUUCACGCUGACUACCUCAGUCAGCUGCAGGGUUGUUAUGAACAGAGGUGGCGGGAUCGACUGGCUGUGGUGGAGCGCUGUAAGGUAAAAACUUAAAUGUUUCUCUCAAAGCCUGUGUGAUGGAGUAAAACAGCUGUCUCAGCAUUGUUUCGCAUUGUUUUCAUCCAUGUGAUGAACCCAGGCUGCUGAUACAGUUUGUUUCCGCCCAGCUAUUGUUAAAAUAAUGAAAUAAUACAACAACUGGACUGAAUAGAGAAGACCUGUUCUUUUUCUUCAUUUUAUAAAUAUCUGCCUUAUGUUUUACAUAUGUUUACCUGCAGGAGGCGCUCUCAGCUCUGCAGCUCUCUGAGGAGGAGGUGAACCAUGCUGUCAGCUCAGCUCUGCUCCCUCUGAUUGGUCAAAGGCAGAGUCAGGAUGAAGAGCAACUGGCUGCUUUGAAUGUCAGCUGCACAAACCUCACUGAAACCCAGAUGUUUCUGAAGAGUGCCCACCUUUAUGAAAUUAUCUGUCUGUUUACCUGUCUGUCUGUCUGUCUGCAGGUGUGUCGUGAGUCUGUGGCCAGUCAUGCUCUCGGUUUAAGCAGGCGUGUGUUUGUCAUGUUGCGGGGAGUCGCAGUUCUGUGGGAGACACACAGCAGCAGGUUGAAGAUGAGAGAAGAUGAAUUGCAACAACACUUGGAUAACCUCAGAGACUCACAACAACAACACACAGAAGUAAGACUUCAGUCCACCUUUGAUUAUUCUAGUAUUUUGACACCUGCAGGACCCAGCAUCACCUGCAAAAGGGAGGUUUAGGUGGAGCUUGUGGAAGUCUGUCAGCUGAUGGCAGGCGCUCAUAAGCUUUACUGUUAUGUUUUCAGAAGCAGACAGCGUGUCUGGAUAUCAUGCUGAAUGCACUCAGACAGGAGAGCAGAGAGGACGCUCUGGAGACGUCUCUGGACAAAGCUGUGGUCUUCCUGCAGGAGAUCCAACAGAGGUACUCCAUGGAGAGAGGGUCACUACAGCUGCAGAUUCAUAUUCACUGCAUUUAUUUCUCCAUAGGAUAGUAAAGAUAGAUGAUACAGUCAUUGAUGGGAUUACAUUAUAUGCAUGAAAUUAAGAUAGUUUAUUGCAAAAAGCACGACUCAUUACUAGACAGUGUUCCAUCUAAUCAGUAUCCAAAUGGUUCAUAUAUCUAAAUAAAUUAAUAACUAAUAGGUAACUGCCUACCACAGCUUCUAUUGAUAUGAACUUUUUCCCAAAUUCAGGAGACUCAGACCAUGCAAAACACAUUUUUCCUUUCAUCAGCUAAGCAUCAUCUGUCUAUGCAAGUCUUCAACAAAGUCAGACAUGUAGUGGAAAGGAAUAACGUGUCUUUUUUUGUGCGUGUACAGCAGCAAACAGUGUAUCUCAGAUCAGUGUCAGCAGUUGGAUCGUCUCCCGUCCCUCCUCCUGGAAGAGCUCCUCUCCUACAGCAGCAGCCUCAGCUCCUUCUACCACCUUGACCACAUCUACAGACCGGUAAUCUGUGCAUAUCAGACAAACCUAACCAGAGCAACACUAAACCACAGUAAUAAGCCUCUCUGGUAGCUUCAGGCCAUCUUCUUCUUUGAUUUUCAAACCAAUCAAACACCAGCUUAGCUUGUCUCUACUUUCUUAUCAACACAUAAAGGAAGUGUAACAGAUACUGUAAAUGAUGGAGUGUGUUAAAAUGAUUCUUCUCAGAGCCCAGAGGAGCUGCAGAACCUCCAUCCAUCACUCACCGCUACUUCAGAUCAGGGUCAGUAUAUCCUCUGUCGUGGUUACAGUUUUAUUGUUUAUGUUGUUCAUCCUGUUUUGGGUCCAAUAUGAGCUAUUUUUUUGGUUGUGGCAGAAGCCAGUGAGGGUGCUGAAAUAAAGGAACCAUUAGAGAUGACAAAGGACCAUUCAAUGAGCUGUCAGCCCGACACAGACCCGUCACAGCCCUCCAAGGAUUGGUUAACCGAGGUGAUGAUUUCUUCAGUGACGAUACACAAUAAUCAGUUUAUUGGUCCAUAACAAUGUGUGUAAGGGUUGUUUGCGCUUGUUCAGGCGGAGACCUCACUAAAGGAGCUCUGUGAUAUCAGCAGUAAUGUCUCAUUUACAUCAUCCAGUGGUGUGGCCUACAGUGGGCCUGACUUCCCAUGCCCCGCCCCACCUGAGACCCCACAGCAGGAAACACACCUGAUUCUGUUUCCUGGAGAGCCGCUUACAAACAAACUAACUAGGUGCACACACACACACACACACACACACACACACACACACACACACACGCUUACACUUUGAUAAGAAAAGAGUAACCAUGAGCUGACAGUGUUUGUGUUUGACAUGCAGUUCACGAACUCUUUUCUUGGACAACCUGGAGCAGCAUUUUCAGAAUGUCCUCCGCUCAGCUGUUACCAUGGUGACACACAGGAAGGAGGUGUUGCAUUCAGAGCAUGAAAUCAACCUGAAGCAGCUGAACCGCCAACACAUCGAGACCCACAUUUACCAACCCCGCCUCGGUAAUGACUGUGAUGAACUUCUGUUUCCACACAGUCAGAGUUUGAUCAGAGCUGGGUCAGAUGAAUCAGGAGCCUUUUAUCUGAAAACAAAAGUUUAUGAACCAAUGGGCAGCUUUGUACAUUUCUUUAAAAAAAAAAAAAAAACUCCAAGUAGACACAACAGAUGUGGAGGUACAAAUAUUAAAAGCCUUCCCCCAGAAAUAAGAAAAUUAAAAUUAAAAUCAUCAUUUUUGAUAAACUUUUCUUUUCUCAGGAAAGAGUAUGAAUUCUGACUUACAUCUUAAAAUCUUGAGUUUAAAUUCAGAUUUUUUUGGGUCAGAAAUCUUAGUUUGUAACUAAACCUCUGAAGUCAGAAUUCAACAUUUUCUCUUAAAUCUGAGAUUAGAUUCAGAAUUCAGAGUUCUGACUUUUCUCUCAGAAUUUUAGAUUAAACUCAGAUUCAUAUUCUUAAUUUUAGAAUCCUGACUUGAAACUCGGGAUUUUGUGAAAAAGAUAUAUCCUAAGUUUUUGGUAGAAUUCUGAGAAUAAGUCAGAAUUUUUGCUUCAAACUUAGAAAUCUGAAUGUAAUUUGAAUAGUGUAAGAUUAUAAAAAGUCUGUUACAGACCUUUAUUUGAGUGGCCCUGUUAGAGCCUGAUAUGUAAUGACACAAACUAUAAUUUCACAAAAGUAAUAAAACCCAAAAUGUAACAACUGACCCAAAAUUUACCAAGAUGCUGAGCCCAAAACAUUAUAACUUUUUGCCCAAAAUGUAACAACUUGUAACAUUCCAGAUUGCUGUUGUAUAGUGGGCUCCAACAGGCCCUCAGCCUCUAUAUUAUAGGGCCUGUGUUUACCAGCAACUUUUCAUGUUCUCUCAGCCUCUGUAACAUCAUUUUUCAGACUCUCUUACUGUUACUAGGUUAGCAAAGUUGUCUUGCUGUGACCAUUUUCUCAGCAGAGACUUAUGUGUGGUAUCACAUAAGUAGUAUAAGUAUCAGUAUCAGUAAAUGACAGCUCAAAGUGUUUCAGCCUCUACUGAAAUAUAAAAACAGUGUCACUCUUUGUUUUCCAGCUGAGCUGCAGCUUCACAGUCAGUGUGUUGAUACUCACUGUGAGGAGGUUUCCACCAUGUUGGCUUCCUGCAGGAUGGAGCUGCAGGACCUGCAAACUUCCAUCAGCAAGAAGAACCAGGUGUUCGCCACCAAAGUGUCCAACAUGGAGGACAACAUCGUGAGAGCUGAUAACAGCCAACGGUAACAGAGUCUGUUAUGAUCAGCUCUCUCAGUUUGUUCACAUUCGUUUCGCAACGUUUCACAACGUUUCACAAACGUUUGAUGUUUGUCUCUGUGUUUGUCUGCAGUCUGAAGGCUGUGAGCUCCGCCCUGCAGGACUGUCUUGACAACCAUAUCAAAGACAUCCAGGACUGUCAGACUGCCUUUAAACAGACUAUUCAGAAAAGACUGGAGGAGGUCAGACACAAAAUGACACAACUCCUCAGCUCCUUCAGGUAACACUCAGAACACCUGCUUGUUAUCAAAGAGGAAGAGUUUUCUGUAGCUGUCUGUUUUCUCCUCUCGCAGGUUGUUCAGUGAAGGAGGAGAUUUUGCUCCUCAGGAGGUGAUAUUGUUUCAAAGGAGACUAAAGGAGAAAACCAAAGAGAUCAGUGCAGCAGAAGUGUCCAUUUACUCUCAACUGGAGGCGUUUGAGUCCAAGAGUUCACUGCAGGUUUGACCCUUUUCUUCACAGGAUUAUUUCGGUGACAUUUGUCUUUAUGAGAGAGGACAGCUGUUAGUGAGGAGGACAUUCACAUUCUACAGUAUUUAUCCUUUACUGUCGCAAAACAAACACACAAAAAUGCAGCUGAUUGCUGGUGUAAGACAGCAUAAAAACCAAGCCUGCAUAGGAACUGUAAGGUAGAGACAAUGGCUUAUGAACUACACCCUCAGAUAUAUGUGAUGCUACAGCCACAAACACCAGAUUAACUCUCUGAAACCAGGCUAUGUGUCUCCCCUCAGGUGAAGGAGGUCUCUGGUCGUCUUGAGGAGACGCUCUCCUUCCUGAGAUCUGAGGUGACGUUCAUGGAGGAGAUCAAGAAAAUUAUCAGCAGCACACAAGUCAGCAUCAAAGCAGAAGUAUGUUUGUUUCUAACUACUGUACGUACUCUGCUGCUCUUUGCCAGAAUUGACUGAAAGCCAUGAAUGAACAUGUUUGAAACUUGCAGGCAGCCAGCAGUAACCAGCAGCAGGCAGCCAUCAGUAGUAAACUGGAGGAUCUGAAGAGGAUGAUGGAGAGCACACAGGUACACACGGUCACACUGCUCUGCUGCUGCAGAAUAAGUACUUGAAUGUUAUUGUUACCGCUCCUGACCACUUCAGCGUCAGUGUAACGCACUUUAGGUCUGUGAUAAAGAUCUUAUCCCGACUGUAUGUCCCUCUGUAUGUCUGUCUGCAGGUGUCUCCUGAACAGGUGUGUUCUCUUCUGUCAUCAGUCAGUCAAGAACUCAAGAAGCGCUCUCAGUACCUGGAAUUCUCAAUGGUAUGCUAGACCACUUUCUCAGUGCUCACCUGUAUGCUUGGACUGCCUCUGAUCGACCUGAUAAAUGUGUUUUCCUUCAUAGCUACCACUUGUUUAUACUGUAAAGCCUUCUUCCCUGUCACUCAUUGAUAGAAUUCUGCUUGUUUAAACGGGUUACCACAGAUCUGUAAAUGACUUUUUUUAUUCCUGUGAUACUUCAUAUAUAAAAAGAAUUACACCUGGUUUAACUGGAAUACCAAAAUACAGAAAACUGUUUUGUUAAUACUAAUUUGACCAAAACUGACAUCACUAUUUAAGAGGAAGAAGAAGAAGAAGAACUUUAUUGAUCCUUACUCUUCUUUUCUGAUGAGGAUCAUCAGCCUGAUCUACCUCCAAAUAGAUUCACAACAUGUGGUUUCUACUAACAGGUUUAUUUUUCUUUUUUUGGGGUAUCCAAAGAAACCCACCAACAACUGAGAGCUGCUCAUGUUCAAGAGUUCAAAUCAAGAGUUCAAGAGGUAUUUGUGUGUUUAGGACCAAACCUUGCUUGAGAGUCUGACAGCUCGCCCUAAGUCCACAAAGCGGGUCCGGCCCGCCCUACCCCCUGAUUUACUGCAGCCAAGCAGGAAAGAUGUUGACCUCCUCAGCGACCCCGUUGUGGGCAUCAUCAAGUCCCUCAACAGGUACAACAGCCCAGUCCAUUCCCAUUGGGUGGUAAUGCAGAGCAUACUAGUGCUACAUAUCAUGUUCGAGCUAUCUUGAGAUAAAGACAAGAAGAUGUUUCUCCUCCUCUUCUUCUCAACUGUUCCUUUCUUUCCCCUCUUUACUGUAAAUUCCUACAUAUCAGGUUGGGUAUGGUCCAGGAUGAUGCAACAGAAGUCACAGAGAAAAAGGAGAGAGGGAGAACUGGUUUUUACAGCUGCUGUGUUGAAGAUAUUUUUUUAAAUUCUAAAUCAAGUCCAGCUUUCGUUGAAAUGAUCACUUUUUAUAGCUGGUCCACAUUUUCCUGGUAAUAUAAACUUAAACAGCUGACAGCUCUUAAUGUGCUUCAUGUGCAGGUCAGAGUUCUGUUCAGCGUCUUCACCAGAGAUGUACUGAGUCAGUUAGCAACCUCAGGUAAGGCCCACACAUGCACACAUGUACACAGUAUUAGUCACUGUUUUCACAUGUUUCCCUUUUUGUAAUCUUUGUGUUUAUCUUAGUGGAUGUGAAAGUGUCAGCAGAGGGUCCAAGUCCAUCAGAUCUGGAAGAAGGCUCCAGAUAUUUGGACCCAAACCAAAUCCAGAACAAACUACACAGUAAGUUUCACCUGCUCGUCUGGUUGAAUCCUGAUGGAGAGUUUCAGGUUUUGAUUACCGUGUGUUUGUGUUCCAGCUCUCUUAUUUCUGCGGUUAACUCUGUGCUGUGGAAAGCCAAUGAUGUCAUCCUGCAGGUUUCCAAGGUGACAGAGACACAGUUUUGGGGAUGUGAAAGUUAUGCAGAUGAAUCAAACACAUGGUUCUUGUGUUGAAAGUCAAGCAUUUCCUCUGAUUUCAGGACUUUUACCGCAGUAAGAGGGGCAGCAGGUUUCUUUUGGUUCCUGACAGUUUGGACCAGUGGACUGAGAAGAUGCAGCAGAGGCUGCUGGGAUACCAGGAACAGGCCAAGAAGCUUCUGAGCACCAGCAGAGAGGGUAAAAACAAACAUGUUUGUACUUUUACUUGCAUGUGGAGCAACACUGAUAUGAUGGGCUCUUUUUUCCACCUGGCCCAGCCCUCAUUUUUACCCAGUGUCCUAACAGCUAAAGAAAUAUCAGUAUUUAUGUUAAUACGGCAAAAUUAUGAUUUCUCUCAAAACAGAAAGGUCUGAGAUCCAAGUGUUUCUUUCCACAUCCCCACGCAGAAUGUUACUCCUCUGGAUAUGAGGCAGAACUCGGGAUGUCAGAAGAUGAGGGCACCAUCACUGAUAACUCCUCAAAUUAUUGUUAAAAUAGGGACCAGUGUUUUGUCUACUUCAAAGCCCAAUAUUAAAGAUUACACCCUCAAACAGACCGUCAACAGCAGCCAUUCGAUGGCUGUCUAACCCCCUGGGCUCUAUUUUCCUUGCCGGCAGCGUGGUGCGGAGUAAGUCAGGUCCGCCGUGCUGAUAAGGCGUGCCCAAGCACAUUUUGGUAUUUUGGUGAGCGGCGUAGCCCAGCGUAAGUAUUUCCCCUCUCUAACUCAGCUUCUCCCAGCAGCGUAUGCCAUAGAGGGGGAGAAAGGAAGAUGUGGAGUGGGUUUAACACAGCCGGGACCUGUUUCCACCUAUCACAUCAGCUGCUCUCCUCACCUUUAAAUCUGCCACCGGCGAGGCAUAUUACAAUUUUCGUGAAGUAGUCAAAGAGAUCAAGGGAUGGCUGAAGACAGCAAUGCCACACGAUGGCGACAGAAGGCAGCCUGCGCUGAAAGCUGACCAGGUUUGAAUUGGCAAGCUUUCCGCGCACUUUCUUUGCCACCAGCGAGCACGAAAAUGUCACUGCGCCAGCUGAUUCUGUUGACACCUCCCUCUACCGUGCCACCACGCCCAGCUUGGCGGACCUCAGUGUGCCUCAGUCUACGAAAAUACCAAAAAGGCUGUGUGCCGGGCUCCGCCAGACGAAAAUACCACUGCACGGAGUGCGCCACCGUCCACCAUGCUGCUGGCGGGCAGAAAAAUAGAGCCCUCUGUCUGUCUCUUAGAUUUGGUUACUGCACUUACAGAUCAUCCAUCUUUGUCUUUACCUGUCUUUUUGCCUGUCUGCCUCUCAGAGUUGGGGAACCAGCUGUCUGUUUUGACAAAGCUGCUCAAAUUGUUACCUGAAGUUUUGAUCAGUAACCAUGAGCAACAACAGGAGGCAGGGCUGAGAGAGACAAUGGGUGGAGUCAGAACAAAGCUGGAGGAAAUGCUAGCAGCCAGCGAGGAGGAGAAGGUAUGACCUUCAGAAACAGGUUAUCAGUACCUAUAAAACAGAGUCCAGACCAGCUCUGACUGUGAUACAUAUCUGUUUGUCAGUGUGAAAAUGUCCAUCAGCUGAAAGUUUCUCUUAAGGACGGUGAUGAGCUUCAGACUCUCAACAGCAGAGAGGAUCUUAGACAGAAACAACUGCACAGCGCCGUCUGCUCAGCACACCUGGAACUACAGGUAGGAGAAACGAGGGUCACCUCAACACUGAUUAGACCUGUGAUAGGAGAAACAGGUUAACCCACUACACUCCUCACAGUUCAUCAGAAAAGUUGGAUUGUUUCAAAGAAUAGUGGGACCUGUGUGUGUGAUUGUGUUUAGGAGAGUGUGAGAGCCAAGGGGGAGGAGUUUGUCACAUCACUGGCCUCUUUAACAGAGAAGCUGAUCCAUCAGCUGGAUGAACUUCUCACAGCUACAGGUAACCUCUCACCUUUUUAUCAAACUAUAAAGUUAGGUUCACCUUUAAAAGUGCACAGCCUUUACAGGGACACGAAUACUUCUCUUAGCCACCUCCCAGCCUCUACUCCUUCCUUUACUUGUUUACAAAAGAUGCAUGAGUCAGCUAACGUAAUCAAAAUAUAAAUUUAAGUACGAUACAUCUUUUUACAAAAGAUACAGUGAAAUAGAAAAAGAAAGAUAAAUGACUAGCUUAAUAAAAACAUUACCUAUAACAACAAUUCUUUGACACUCCCAAAUGUAACAGCCUUUAAUUUUAUUCUCUUUAUACACUCAAGUGUUUGAAUCUACAUAAAAUAACUGUGACAGCAUUGAAACCGAUGAUCUGUAAAUACUAACACCAGCUGUUCCUUGAUAAAAAAAAACAUGUCAGCUGAAUACACCAUCACUUCUUCGUCCUACACCACCUGUGAGUCACCAUUAGGUGUUAUCUGUUUCUUCCUCCCUAGAUGCGCCAUCAUCACAGCAGCCCCCUGCAGAAAGCUCUGUAACCAUGGAGACAGGAGAUGAAACAGGACUGAAACUCUGCACAGUCAGCAGGUAACAUCUCAGAGGGCUGCGACAUCAGACACCUCUAAUGUCAAAUUAUAAGCCCCUGAAGUUCUCGUCCUCUUUCAAAGUAAAAGCCUUCCAGCCCCUUGAGAGUAGAAGUACUGAAGCUCCCUUUAACUCAAAGGCUCUUCAGUUCCUUUUCAGUUAUCUCCCAGUCAGUGAAAAGACUGCGUGCCUUCAACAUGGCAAAACAUACCAUUUCCUUCAAAAUAAAAGCCUUUCAGCUGAUUUGUUCAGGCCUCCAAGCUCUGUUAGUCUAUUUCCUAUUACCCCUCAAAAGUAAAAGCACUCCUACGACUUAAUAAAUACUCUUUCACAAUAAAAGCCUCACCAUCCCCCAACAAACACUUUCAAUGUGUGUGUCUUUGUCUCAGGACCUUCUCUGGUAUCCCAUACCGGACUCUUCCUGCUGAUAGCACAGCUGACUCGCCGUCAAAUGUUACCAUAGCAACAACUGCAUCCAUCUCCACAACCAGGUGUACCUCUGUACAUAUGGCUGUUAUUGAGCGGAGAGAUGCUGCUGUGAAGGUACACACACACAUACACACUUUAAACAGAUAUAAGGAGAGAUUGAUUGACAGGUGUUCUUAAUUUGUGUGUGUGUGUGGUUGUCAGAGGUUUGAGCAGCUGUUAAAGUCCGAGUCUUCACGUUCAGAUGACGACAAACUGAGACGACUGAGUGAAGUAGAGAGGUGGAGCACAGACUGGAGACAGCAGCUGGACAAGCUGAACGACACACAUUCCAGCAGCUGA
Messenger RNA from Xyrichtys novacula (pearly razorfish), 30046 nucleotides. The record is from the annotation of a GenBank genome assembly. Lineage: Eukaryota; Metazoa; Chordata; Actinopteri; Labriformes; Labridae.